UUCUGGCUGUGUCCUUGUUAGCUAACGAGCUAGUUAGCUGCCAGAACAGGCAAGCAAAUGUGUACCAUUUGGAAAGAUGAAUUAAACUGUGCCUGAAGAGUGAAUUUGACAGAGAUUUACGUUUAGCCGCUGUUAACGGCACCAUGCUGCGUGUCGGGAGCAAAGCCGCCUGCAUGGCCUGCAGGAACCUGGUCUCCACCAACAUGGGGGUGCGAUUUCGGGUACCGCUGCAGAAGCUGCACCCUCUGUCCCGUGCCAUCCAUCACCGCUACUCGGGAAACGCCAACCCUCAGCGACCUCCUCAUCGCACAGCAGCCCGCUAUUUUACCUCUAUGUCUCGGCUGCCCAUGCGGCCACCCAAGCCUCCCCCAGGUUCAGGAGGCCGUGGCUACCAGCAGCAGCGCAACUUCUGGGUGGCCCGUCUCGCUGCUCGACUGUUAAAGCUCAGAUACAUCCUGCUGGGCUCAGCAGUCGGAGGAGGGUACACAGCCAAGAAGACCUAUGAGGAGUGGAAGGACAUGCUGCCUGAUUUUAGUGAAUACAACUGGGUCAUUCCUGACUUUGUCUGGGAACUAAGUGAGCAGAUUGACCUCGAUAAACUGGCCAAAGCUCUACCAGAGAUAGAAGAAAUUGUCAAACUACUACCUGACAUGGACAAAAUAGGAGAAAACUUCACGUUCCUUAAAAGCCUCCUCUCCUCUGGUGUGAGUUUGGGUAGUGAAGUCAAAGGAGCUUCUGGUCUGCAUCUGUUGUUAGAAACUUCAGGCGAUCCUCAACUAAAAGCCACAGAUUCUUCUACUGCAGCAGCACAUGAUGCCAGUGACAAGCAGUACAAAAAGGGUCUGCUUGGGGAGCUCAUUCUUAUUCAGCAGCAGAUCCAGCGGCACGAGGAAGAAGUCCGGCGGGCCGCUGCUGCCAAUAGUGCGCGUCCCCCACCGCCAGAGCCUGUUCCCAGUCCACCUCCGAACCCCAGCCCCCCUCAACAGAAACGCAAGUCAUCAGACAAAGAAAAGAUAGACCAGCUUCAAGAAGAACUCCUCCGUACCCAGUUAAAGUAUCAGCGCAUGCUGGAGAGACUGGAGAAGGAAAACAAAGAAUUAAGGAAAGUGGUGCUGCAAAAAGAUGAUAAGGGGAUUCACCAAAGGAAAGUGAAGAAAUCCCUUAUUGACCUGUAUUCUGAAGUCCUGGACAUCUUGUCUGACUACGACGCCAACUAUAACACCCAGGACCACUUACCCAGAGUGGUUGUGGUUGGGGAUCAAAGUGCUGGAAAGACCAGUGUGCUCGAGAUGAUAGCCCAGGCCAGGAUCUUUCCCAGGGGCUCAGGAGAAAUGAUGACACGGUCUCCUGUGAAGGUAACACUAAGCGAAGGCCCCCACCAUGUGGCCCUGUUCAAGGACAGUGGCCGAGAGUUCGAUCUUACCAAGGAGGAGGAUCUUGCUGCUCUGAGGCAUGAGAUUGAGCUGAGGAUGAGGAAGAGUGUGAAGGAGGGGCAGACAGUCAGCUGUGAGACAAUAUCCUUGAGUGUCAAAGGCCCUGGCAUCCAGAGGAUGGUACUUGUUGACCUACCAGGAGUAAUCAGUACGGUUACUGCAGGCAUGGCAUCAGACACUAAGGAAACCAUCUUCAGCAUCAGUAAGGCCUACAUGCAAAACCCCAACGCAAUCAUCCUCUGUAUUCAGGAUGGCAGCGUUGAUGCAGAGCGGAGCAUUGUCACAGACUUGGUUAGCCAGAUGGACCCUCAGGGGAAGAGGACCAUCUUUGUACUGACCAAAGUGGAUUUGGCUGAGAAGAACCUGGCCAGCCCAAGCAGAAUCCAGCAAAUAGUGGAAGGCAAACUGUUUCCCAUGAAAGCCCUGGGCUACUUUGCUGUAGUGACAGGAAAAGGGAGCAGUGCUGAAAGCAUAGAUUCCAUCAAAGAUUAUGAGGAGGACUUUUUCCAGAACUCCAGAUUACUGAGGGAUGGCAUGCUGAAGGCCCACCAGGUGACCACGAAGAACUUGAGUCUGGCUGUCUCUGACUGCUUCUGGAAGAUGGUCAGGGAGUCUGUAGAGCAGCAAGCUGAUGUCUUCAAAGCCUCGCGAUUCAACCUCGAGACAGAGUGGAAGAACAACUACCCUCGUUUGAGAGAGCUGGACAGGAAUGAACUCUAUGAAAAAGCCAAAAAUGAAAUCCUGGAUGAAGUCAUUAGUUUGAGUCAAGUGACCCCACAGCACUGGGAAGCUAUUCUGCAGAAGAAGCUGUGGGAACGUGUUUCCACUCAUGUAAUCGAGAACAUCUACCUGCCUGCUGCCCAAACAAUGGACUCUGGUACCUUUAACACCACUGUAGACAUUAAGCUGAAGCAGUGGACCGACAAGCAGCUCCCACACAAAGCACUGGAGGUUGCCUGGGAGACUCUGCAGGAAGAAUUUGCCCGCUUCAUGGCUGAAUACAAAGGCAAAGACCAGGAUGACAUUUUUGACAAGCUAAAGGAGGCUGUGAAGGAUGAGAGCAUCAAGAGGCACAAGUGGAAUGAGAGGGCCAUGGACAGCCUGAGGGUGAUCCAGCAUAAUGCUCUUGAAGACCGUUCCAUCACAGACAAGCCACAGUGGGAUGCAGCAAUCCAGUUCAUGGAAGAAACCUUGCAAUCGCGCCUUAAAGACACUGAAUCAGUAAUCAGAGACAUGGUGGGUCCUGACUGGAAGCAGAGGUGGCUGAACUGGAAGAACCGUACACCAGAUCAGCACAUCCGUAAUGAAACAAAAAACGAGCUGGAGCGCUUGCUGAAGCUGCACGAUGACCACACAGCUUACCUGGCCAAUGACGAGGUCACCACAGUCAGGAAGAACCUGGAGGGACGAGGGGUAGAAGUUGAUCCAGUGCUGAUCAAGGACACAUGGCAUCAGCUGUACCGCCGACACUUUUUGCAGAAGGCAUUGUCCCACUGCAGCCUGUGCAAAAGAGGUUUCUACUACUACCAGAGACACUUUGUUGACUCUGAGUUGGAGUGCAAUGAUGUGGUACUGUUUUGGAGAAUCCAGAGGAUGCUGGUCAUCACAGCCAACACUCUCCGACAGCAGCUCACCAACACUGAGGUGCGUCGGUUGGAGAAAAAUGUGAAGGAAGUGCUGGAUGACUUUGGGGAAGACACGGAGAGGAAGACCCACCUCAUCACUGGCCGCCGAGUCCAGCUGGCUGAGGAUCUCAAGAAAGUUCGUGAGAUCCAGGAGAAACUGGAAGCCUUCAUAGAAGCUCUUCACAAGGAGAAAUAAGAGAAGCAGAGUUAUUUAGAGUAAAUGUUUGGAUCACAGCAAAGAAAUGCACUGAACAAAAACGACUCAUCUGUAAAUGACCGUCAUCGCUCCAUGUCCCCGCCCCGACACGCACCUGGUUUUACCACCCAUGACUCGGCUCUCCGUCCCCCCUCGGACACUGAAGGGGAGACGGACCAGAACAGAAGGAUAAGCUGGAUGAACAGUUUUCAGGCUUUCUCUUUGAUUUAUGUUAAUUUUUUUCCAGAGGAGGACUUCUGCACAGGAGCCCAAACACCGACAGAUCAGAAGCAAAAUACGAAGCAGUGUUGUCAGACAUCUGACCACUUGUUCUCAAUAAAUGAGGGUUGUGUACAUGUUUAUCUCCUACUUUCUUAUUUUUCUUUGACUUUUUUUUCCUGCUUUUCUUUGUGUACAUGUCAUUAUUCAAGUGUGUGUGUAUUCACUGAUCUGUGUACAUCAUAGGCACCGGUCCUGAUGGGUCACAUCGCCUUGAAUUUCAGACCGUUUUUCUCGCCUGGCGCUCCUAAAAUAUGCCAAGUUCUCCGCUUAAUAGAGCCAGGAGUUGUCUCAAACUUUCAAAAGAUUGUUUUAGUUGCACCAAGGAUCCAAAGCACUUGGGUUGUCCCUCAUCCCUGUUUACUCUACAUGUACCCCUGAUUAACUGUUCCUUUAGUGUACACCAAUAAAAGCUAGCUACCUGGUUCAGUAUUGAGCUCCCCACCGGUCAACUCACUGUGUUGUAACGCCACAACAACCGCUCAGUAACAGGAUAAACAGAAAACGCUCAGUGCUUACGAUAUUAUGUAAAGAUUUAAUUUUUUAUUGUUUCCUUCUAAAGGGGUUUAUUUGACGACAAAAACUAAGUUUCUAUGUCUGCCAAAUGCACAUAAGGCCCUGGUCACGUUGCUCACCUGUACCUGUAAGUCCGUCUGUGUGCUUUUCCAUCGUUGUAUAUUAACAUUUCAUCCAUGCUGGAGCUGACAGACAAUGCAGCUUUCCAAAAAAUAGACUCUUAAUAAGUUGAAAAUGCAAUUACGCAUACAUUUAGACCGUUUAAGAAUCAUUUAAACACAUAAGACACCAAUGAUGUAAUAAUGUUUUAACAUAGUCCAUUGCUAUACACAUCAUUACAUAUUGCCUCACGAAAUACAUUUGCCAAAAACAGAAUAAAAAAUAGUAUGUUUUCAUUUGGUUCUAAAAAUCCUCCACCAUAUUUGUUAUUAAACACUUCCCUUUGGACCUGAUCUCUCCUGGUCCAGUAUCCAGUUAAAGCUGAUGAGUUGGUCCAACUACACACAUAUUAGGUUUGUUGUCUUCAUGUGUUUCCAGAUGGCACCAGGUCUGACGUCCCUUUUCAGUGAUAUCAUGUCUUUGUGUAUGUACACGGCCCAUGUGCACUAGAACUCAUCCUCUCUUCUGUCUGUGAUCGAAUGGUUGUUUGGCGCAACCACACAAAAAACUAGCAAAGUAAUUUUCUCACUGUCCUCAAAGAAAAGAAAAAUAUCUGACAUGCUGGUGGAUGGUUUUUAAACUCAAACUGUAUGUUUUUGUCCACUCACUCGUUCUCCUGCUCGUCUCUGUUCAGGGCCCCGUGUUUCCACGUCCUCAUCUUUAUCUCACAUCCACUCUCUUUGCAUCCUCAUUAUUUGGACCAUUUCAUCGUCCACGUAGACGUGCUCAUUCUUCCUAGCCUGAAAAAACUGUUCUAUAUUUGCCUGAAAGGGGGGCAGUGAGACCACAUCGACCCUAGUCAUUUAUUCAUAUGUGUAUAUGGGUAUAUAUAUAUAUAUAAAACAUGGCGUGCAUUCUGUACAGGUGAUGAGCAGUCAUGGCGUUAGGAUCAUGUACAGCACGUGUAAGCAGAGUGAGCCACUUGUGUAACAGAAAAUUGGUGAGCUGGUUCAAAAAACAUGUUUUAUGUUGUAGAAAGUAAUGUUUGCAUGGUGUACCCCAUCAGAUGUGCUUUAUUUAUUAAAUUUGUGUUUAAAAGAAAAUUGAAAAUAAAAUUGACAUAAAUAAAAAAAA
Messenger RNA from Stegastes partitus (bicolor damselfish), 5282 nucleotides. It is a transcript of the gene opa1, whose product is annotated as OPA1 mitochondrial dynamin like GTPase. The transcript has 31 exons. Gene Ontology annotation, molecular function: GTP binding; microtubule binding; GTPase activity. Gene Ontology annotation, biological process: peroxisome fission; mitochondrial fusion; mitochondrial fission. The record is from RefSeq and is a predicted model, not a curated record. Bases 144 to 3254 code for a protein of 1036 amino acids. Gene Ontology annotation, cellular component: microtubule; cytoplasm; mitochondrial intermembrane space. Lineage: Eukaryota; Metazoa; Chordata; Actinopteri; Pomacentridae.